Molecule: messenger RNA, 984 nt
Organism: Neopsephotus bourkii (Bourke's parrot)
Lineage: Eukaryota; Metazoa; Chordata; Aves; Psittaciformes; Psittacidae
Exons: 1
Coding region: 1-984 (327 amino acids)
Molecular function (GO): RNA-DNA hybrid ribonuclease activity; RNA stem-loop binding
Source: RefSeq, a predicted model, not a curated record
AUGAAAAAUGGUAAACGAAAGGCAGGAUAUGCCAUUACCACCACUUCACAGGUAAUAGAAGCUAAACCUUUACCUGGGAACACCUCUGCCCAGAAGGCAGAAAUAAUAGCAUUAAUAAGAGCCCUGGAACUGGCUAAAGAUAAAAGGAUAAAUAUUUGGACUGAUUCUAAAUAUGCAUUUGGUGUGGUCCAUGCACACGGUGCUAUCUGGAAAGAAUGUGGACCUUUGAACACACAAGGGAAACAGAUUAACCAUGCUACAGAAAUUCUACAAUUACUGGAAGCUGUUCAGCUACCUGAAGAAGUAGCUAUUAUGUACUGUAAAGGACAUCAACAAGGUGACUCUGAUCAGGAAAUUGGAAAUAAUUUGGCUGAUUUUGAAGCCAAACGAGCAGCUGAACAAUUUCAAAUCAUGUCCUUAAUCCCUGAUGGCAAACUAACAAUUGAAAAAUCUAAACCUAGGUAUUCAAAAGAGGAUACAAAAUUGAUUGAGGAUCUAAAAGGACAGGAAAAUAAAGAGGGUUGGGUUCAGAUACCUGAUGGGCAAAUUGUAAUCCCCUAUAACCAGCUCUGGAAGUUAGUUCAGGAAGAACAUAAUAAAACUCAUUGGGGUAGCAACUCUUUGCAUAAAUAUUUAGACAAACAAAUUGUAGGAAGGAAUCUAUACACCACAGUUCAAUUAGUGACAAAACAAUGUCAGCUAUGUCUUAAGAAUAAUCCUAAGACUGAAAAUAGAAAUCAAAUUGGGACAACUGGUAGAGGAAGUUAUCAGGGACAUCAGUGGCAAAUAGAUUUUUCUGAAUUACCAAGAAAAGGGGGUUAUCGAUGUUUGUUGGUGUUAACGGAUACUUUUUCAGGCUGGCCAGAAGCAUUCCCUUGUAGACUAAAUAAAGCAAAAAAAGUGAUUAAAAUAUUAUUUAACAAGAUAAUAAGCUCAUUUUGGGGUACCAGAGGCAAUUUCUUCCAACCGAGGCUAGCACUUUAG